GAGAAAGAGAACAAAAUAAAACAAAAAUUAGUCUUUUUCUUUCUUUUGAGGAGGAGCAUCUUCAGUCCCUCAGUGUUUUGCAGAUGGCUGCUAAUAACCCUACAGAGGAAUGAGGAAGUGUCUGGCAUGUCUGGUUUCUACCCUAUACUCAGUUGUUGGGUUUUGCUUUGUGUUUUGGUGGGGUUUUUUUUGUUUGUUUGUUUGGUCAUGGUUCUUGAACUCAUAGUGGGAUCUGGGGAAUGUCUCCUCUUGGGGUCACAGCCUUGACUCCAUAAUAGGCGUGUAUUCAGAAUCAUAGAUUUAUGAUUGUGAUGCACGACACUUCCUCCAGAUGCUGAUCCUGCCUCCAAGAAAUAAUCUAAGAUGUUUUACUUGGCCUCAGGAGAGCACAAACUAGUGCUUCCUUCACAGUCUGCCAUGAGUCAUUUGCUCUGUAGGUGAAAAUGCAUGUCCCAGGAUCCAUCCAAACUGAUCAAGCCCAUGUCUGUGGAGUGCGUGUGCUCAGUGCAUGGCUCUGUGAUUUUUCUGUUCCUGACCGGUUGAGAAACAAACUGGAUGGCAGCGACAUAGGCUGGAAGAAGCGGGCACUUGGCGUCUCUACAUCUACCUAUGGCUGUUAAGCCACAGAGAUUUCUUAGAAGUGUGAUCUUAGAGGAGUUGGUCUAUAGAACAAUUUACGGCUUCUGCGCACUGACAAGGGAAGUAACCCUUGGCUCCUUGUAAAUCCAUACCCUUGGGGCUCCCUGGCCCCUCCCCUACUGCACCAGCCUUCCUUCCUGAGUUUACCAUGUAUCUUAGGAGGUGAGGCCUGGGUGCUGCCAGAGUCUAGAAGGGCUGGGAAGAGGGUUCCUUGAGGACCUUCACAGCCAGCCGCAUCCUCACUCCCAGUAUCUGUCCCGGUGCAUCUGCCUGGCUGAAGUCUGCAGAGAUCGCUCAUGGGGCCAGAGGCAGCCGUGGCCCCAGAUGGGAUGAGCUUCAGCUGGACCAAGUACCAGUCAACAUCUGGCAUAGUUAACGUUUGUGUCGGAAAUGGUGGAUGCACCUCCUUGUCCCCCAAACUGGUUCUUCCUUGAGUCAAAGUGCUGGAGAACCUCAUUGGACACUGGUGUCAGUGGCCCGAGGCAGCCGGGAUGACACUUCUCCCCAGGAACCCUGCUAUCUGCUGAGAAACAUGACCAGCAAAUCCCCUCCUCUGUGCAUGUACCUUGCAGGCUGGAAGUUCCUGGCCAUGCUGGCUCUGGUCCUUGUCGCUGUCAUGGUGUGGUAUUCCAUCUCCCGAGAAGAUAGGUACGUUGAACUCUUUUAUUUUCCCAUCACAGAGAAGAAAGAGCUGUGCUCCCAGGGUGAGGCAGAGAGGCAGGCCUCUAAGAUUUUCGGCAACCAUUCUAGGGAAAAGCCCAUCUUCCUGCAGCUUAAGGAUUAUUUCUGGGUGAAGACACCAUCGGCCUAUGAGUUGCCCUUUGGGACCAAAGGGAGUGAAGACCUUCUUCUCCGGGUGUUGGCCAUCACUAGCUAUUCUGUCCCUGAGAGCAUACAGAGCCUCGAGUGUCGUCGCUGUGUUGUGGUGGGGAACGGGCACCGGUUGCGCAACAGCUCACUGGGAAGUGUCAUCAACAAGUACGAUGUGGUCAUCAGAUUGAACAAUGCUCCUGUGGCUGGUUACGAGGGAGACGUGGGCUCCAAGACCACCAUACGUCUCUUCUACCCUGAGUCGGCCCACUUCGACCCCAAAAUGGAAAACAACCCAGACACACUCUUGGUCCUGGUAGCUUUCAAGGCAAUGGACUUCCACUGGAUUGAGACCAUCUUGAGUGAUAAGAAGCGGGUGCGCAAAGGUUUCUGGAAGCAGCCUCCCCUCAUCUGGGAUGUCAACCCCAAACAGAUUCGGAUUCUCAACCCCUUCUUUAUGGAGAUUGCAGCGGACAAGCUCCUGGGCCUGCCCAUACAGCAGCCUCGAAAGAUCAAGCAGAAGCCAACCACAGGUCUGCUAGCCAUCACCUUGGCCCUACACCUCUGCGACUUAGUGCACAUCGCUGGCUUCGGCUACCCGGACGCCUACAACAAGAAACAGACCAUCCACUACUACGAACAGAUCACUCUGAAGUCUAUGGCGGGGUCAGGGCACAAUGUCUCCCAAGAGGCUGUAGCCAUCAAGCGGAUGCUAGAGAUGGGAGCCGUCAGGAACCUCACCUACUUCUGACUUGGAUGAAAGCUGUAACACGCCAGUUCCCUACGCUGCCAUGGGAGUGGCCCCUGUCUAGGGCUUCUGGAUGCCUGGUGCCAGUACAACUCACUUGAACUCACCCUCAGUGGGGAGGGUGUCCUGGGACUGGUCAGGUCUCAGGAGAGGCUGUGUCUCUGAUUCCUCUGGUGGAGUCCACCUCCAGACAGGGUGGACACACUGAGGCUACAGGAGCCUGGCCAAGGGAGGGGGGGGCUUGCUGCUGUGGCAUCCCCUCUCUGCCAGCACAAAGAGGUUUUGUUUGUUCUGGGGGCUCCUUUUUUUUAAAUUUUGUUUGUUUGUUUGGGUUUUUGUUAUUGUUGUUGUUGUUGUUGCUUGUUUGUUUGUUCUUUUGUUCUGUUUUUGAGACAGGGUCUGACUGUGUAGCCCUGGCUUAUCUGGAACUCACUAUGUAGACCAGGCUGGCCUUGAACUCACAGAGAUCCACCUGCCUCUGCCUCCCAAGUGUUGGGAUUAAAGGUGUGUGCGAACACGCCUGGCCCCAGCAACAAGAGAUUAUUUAACGUGCUAUUUAAUUAAGGAGAAGAAAAAUGCAAUGGGCUGGUCCCGUGGCAUUCACAGAAGGGACACAACACAGUGUUCUGCCCACUUUUUAAUAAGAUUUACAGAAAAUUGGCCUGUUAAGGCCCUGACCUAGAGCUGGCCUCCCGGGAGGAUGGAGGCAGUGAGUGGGAGGCUGUCCUCCAGAGAGGGUUUGCUACCUCCCAGCAGGCAUGGGAAGGGCAUUGACAAGGGGGCUCCAUCUAGAAGGGGCCUCACCUGAAAAAGAGAUUACAAAAGACCAAUAAAAUAUUUUUUUUCCUAAAAUGGAA
Molecule: messenger RNA, 3054 nt
Organism: Peromyscus leucopus (white-footed mouse)
Lineage: Eukaryota; Metazoa; Chordata; Mammalia; Rodentia; Cricetidae
Gene: St3gal4
Product: ST3 beta-galactoside alpha-2,3-sialyltransferase 4
Exons: 11
Coding region: 1037-2200 (387 amino acids)
Biological process (GO): glycolipid biosynthetic process
Molecular function (GO): sialyltransferase activity
Source: RefSeq, a predicted model, not a curated record